Molecule: messenger RNA, 6591 nt
Organism: Drosophila kikkawai
Lineage: Eukaryota; Metazoa; Arthropoda; Insecta; Diptera; Drosophilidae
Gene: Nna1
Product: Nna1 carboxypeptidase
Biological process (GO): proteolysis
Molecular function (GO): zinc ion binding; metallocarboxypeptidase activity
Source: RefSeq, a predicted model, not a curated record
CAUGCCUCGAGAUCACAGUUCGAUUCCAUCCUUAACACACUUUAGAGUUCAAUAUAGACUACAUCCACAAAAAGCUCGUUCCUUCACAUAGUUUGUCCAAGGUAUAACCCCGCACACACACACACACACACACACUCACACACACAGGCGCCAUAACAUCCUCGUUUACACCGCGUGCCAUCCAUAUCAAAAUUCUAAUAUUGAAAGGACGAUACCAGGGUGGAGAAAGUUAACCUGAAGAUCCCAAUAAGAUCCACACCGCCAGCAUGCAGAAGGGCGUCAAGGACAAGGAGAAUAGAACAAUGGCAACGGCACCAACGGAAUCCUACCACCAACAGCCGUCCAAACAGAACGAGGGCUUCCUUGGCAGUUUCCUUUCAAAGGGCCUGAAGACCAAUCAGCUGGUUGUGAACACGGAUGAGAAGACCCUGCGACCGGUUGCACGUCUAAAGGAACCGCGCGAUCUUUUCGCCCUGCCUAAGGACAAGGACAAUGACUGCUCACAGCAGGCCCCCAGAUGGCCGGUGGAGUGCCAGGUCAUCGAGGAGCGCAUCAAACACAUUCCGUACGUGCCCGCGACACCGGAGCCGCUUAAUGCUCCAACUGGCAACGAGCUGAAGCCACGUCCCGUCGGCGAGGAGAACGGCAUAGUUGUGUUCAGUUACAGUCCGAUCAGCGCCGUUAAUUACGAAAAGCCCAAGGCGAAGAAGGGGGAUGACGAGUCUAGCGAUGAAUCGGACUACUCCUCAGACUCUCACCAGGACUCCACGCCGCCCAGCCGGGCCACGCCCAUGCGACUGGCUGGAGGCGGCGGCGCCUGUGGACGCCUUAAGCUGAAUAGCAGCGUGUCCAAGAUGAUCAACAGCGUGGACAAUCGAUCGACGAGCGCCUCCCUGGACGACAACGAUGAUUACUACGAUGACGAUGAGUACGAUACCUCCGGCGGUGGAGGCGAGGCUCGGGAGAAGGCCAUCAUCAAGGAUCUCAUCGAGGCGAAGAAGAAGCGCUACCAGGAGGAGGCAGCCUCUCCGAAUGGCGGUGGUACAGCCCGAAAUUCGAGGGCACCCAGCAGGUCGGAGGCCAGCAAAGAUCCCAGCGGCGACAUCGAUGACAUCUGGAAGAACAAUACCAGCGAAUACAAGCCCGCCUCGCCACAUUACGUCCUCAGUCAGUUUGGGAAGAAGGUGGCCAAGGCCGUUAUCGAACGCUUCGUGGACCAUGACUCUGAUCCUGCACAGUCGAAUGGUGCUGGACCUCCCACAGGUCCCACCGGAUCGCAAAAGGUAUCCAGCGAAUUUGCCGUGACACCCUUUAUAUUGCCCAAAACGAAUUUGAACCGCUUGGAGGCGGCCUUCGAGCAGAAUGCCAUAGGUCCUCCAAGGACUAGAUCCACAUUGGUGGCUCCUCAGAGGCGAAGUGGGGGGGAAAUGGAUCGGGAAAUUGGAAUGAAAAUGGGCAAUGAGAACGAUGGUUCCGGGACAAGCAGCACCGACGAAACCAGUAGCUCCGGUUUUGACGAGGAGGAGGACCAGGACGACGAGGAGGACGAGGAGUCCGACCUAGACUCUGACUGUUCGGACGGUAUCGUUACAGUCCGCCUGUCUGGUGGCGCUGAGAAGCGAUCUUGUCCCGAGGGCUCGGCCAUAUCUAUUUCGGAUACGGAAACCCUGGUGGGGGACGAGGGCAACAGCCGAAUAGCAUCUGGUAAUCAGCAGCACCGCCCGCAGAACCAGAUACAGAUGGGCAAGAAGGGAGGAAAUUCUGCGAAACCCAGGCCCAACAGCCAUGCGGCCAUUGUGGCAGCGGCGGCAGCUUCAGCAGCUGCAUCAGCGGCGGCGAUGGCUAGAAGGCGGCACCGCGACCUAGAAGAUCAUAUAAGCAACCACGAAGAACAGGCCAGGGCAUUGGAAAUGAUGGGGAUGGGCAUGGGCAUGGGCUUAGACAUGGGAAUGGGAAUGGGCACUACUAGCACCAACUCCCCAAGCGGCGGUAACGUCUUCCGGCUGAGCAAGAAUCAGUACACGCUGCUGCAUCCAAUGGCCAGCCAGGAGACGACCACGUCGGCGAGUACCACAAAUUCGAUGAGUACUAACCAGGACACGAUCGCCUCGUCGCAAUCCUCUCUGUUCGAUUUAUCCCAAGCACAGUUCAGCCGAUCGGCGGUCGGUGGGGCCCGCUUUGUGACCAACUGCCAUCCAAUGAAUCCUGAUGAGUACGACGGCCUGGAGUUCGAAUCGCGCUUCGAGAGCGGCAACCUGGCCAAGGCGGUGCAGAUCACGCCCACCUACUACGAGCUCUACCUGCGUCCCGAUCUCUAUACCAGCCGCUCCAAGCAGUGGUUCUACUUCCGUGUUCGCCGCACCCGGCGCAAAAUGCUCUACCGCUUCUCGAUUGUCAAUCUGGUCAAGUCGGACAGCCUUUACAACGAUGGCAUGCAGCCGGUAAUGUACUCGACUCUGGGCGCCAAAGAGAAGAGCGAGGGCUGGCGGAGGUGCGGCGACAACAUCUGCUACUAUCGCAACGACGAUGAAAGUGCCAGCAACAGCGCCAACGAGGACGACGAGGACAACUCGACGUACACGCUGACCUUUACCAUUGAGUUCGAGCAUGACGACGACACCGUGUUCUUUGCCCACAGCUACCCAUACACGUACAGCGACCUGCAGGACUACCUCAUGGAGAUCCAGCGGCAUCCGGUCAAGUCCAAGUUCUGCAAGUUGCGCCUGCUUUGCCGCACGCUGGCGGGUAACAAUGUCUACUACCUGACGGUGACGGCGCCCUCCACCAACGAGGAGAACAUGCGGCGUAAAAAAUCAAUUGUGGUGUCUGCGAGAGUGCAUCCCAGUGAGACGCCGGCAUCGUGGAUGAUGAAGGGCCUGAUGGACUUCAUUACCGGUGAUACGACGGUGGCCAAGCGAUUGAGGCACAAGUUCAUUUUCAAGCUGGUGCCCAUGUUAAAUCCGGACGGCGUUAUUGUGGGCAACACCCGCAACUCGCUGACCGGCAAGGAUCUUAAUCGCCAGUAUCGCACGGUCAUCCGCGAGACAUAUCCAUCCAUUUGGUAUACCAAAGCCAUGAUUAGAAGACUGAUUGAGGAAUGCGGCGUGGCCAUGUACUGUGAUAUGCACGCUCACUCACGGAAGCACAAUAUAUUCAUAUAUGGCUGUGAGAACAAGCGGAAUCCGGAAAAGAAGCUCACUGAGCAGGUCUUUCCACUGAUGCUGCACAAGAACAGUGCGGAUAGGUUCUCCUUCGAGAGCUGCAAGUUUAAGAUCCAGCGAAGCAAGGAGGGAACCGGACGCAUUGUCGUCUGGAUGCUGGGCAUAACCAACAGCUAUACGAUCGAGGCCUCCUUUGGCGGCUCCUCCCUAGGAUCGCGCAAGGGAACGCACUUCAGCACGCAGGACUACGAGCACAUGGGACGAGCAUUUUGCGAGACACUAUUGGACUACUGCGAUGAGAAUCCAAACAAAGUAAAGCGGCACGCAAAGUUAUUUAAGCAAAUCAAAAAGAUAAGAAAACGCGAGAAACGCGAACAGAAAGCAUUGAAAUUACAGAAAAUGGCCGAUCAGAUUUUAAAUUUACUCAAACAACAGGACAGGCUACGUUCCAAAAUCAUCGAAAGACUGAUGCGAGAAGGCUCUAGUGCCGACGAGCCACUGAAUAUACCUCUGUCGGAUUACUCAAGCGACGAGGGCAACUGCAGCUCCAGUUCGGAUAAUGAGGGCAAGCACUCGAUAACGGCCUCCGAUCUGGAGGGACCUUGCUGUGCGCCCACCCGAGCACCGCCCAGUUCGCCGGAGGUGAUCCACGAGAUCCGCAAGUUCCGCAUGCGUCGCAUGCGCAAGGUAAUGCACGAGCUGGACAAGAUCUACUUCACGCCGCUCUUCCAACGCAAAUUCAAGACGCUGAUCAAGCUGAAACGAAGGCGCCACAAGUUGGGCGGCAAGGUGACGGCAUCUCCUGCCUCGAAUGCCAAGCGCCUGCGAGGCGGCCAGGUCAGUGAUGUGAACCCCACGGCAGCAGCAGCAGCAGCGGCAGCAGCAAAGUUGGAAGCUCCUUCCGCAGCCCCUACAGCUCAGCACCAGAAGCUGCUCAAGCAACACAAGCAGCUGGGAAAGAAAUCGGCAAAGCGCCUAAAAGGUGGCUUUGCCCGAAGUUCGGAGAGUACCGACAGUAUAACCUCCUCGCAGUCAGAGUCCUGUCGUGACCAGGAAGCCCCAUGCAAUGGGGUGCAAGCAAAGCGGAGGUUGGCCAAGGUUAGUGGCGGCGGUGGUGGGCCAAAGAAGGCGGGCAGUAAGAAAAAGAAGAAGUAUAUGCCCACGGAAAGAAAGAAGCCAGAAGUGAAUCUGAAGCCGCAGGUGAACCGGAACUUCCGCCUGUGGCUGGCCAACCGCUGUAUCUACAUCUAUCGCCGCAAGAAGUCCCAGCAGACGCGACGCACCAAGGUGAGGAGCAAGCAGCCAAAGAAGCGCGGCGAGGUGGUGCGCACCACUCUGGACCUGCCCACCACCGAUCCCGGCUCGGAUCUGCACUUCUCCACCGAUGACGAAGAGCACUCGCCCACGGCCGGCCAGAAUGGCUACGGAGCUGUGGCACCGCUCCGGCACACGCUACUUCAGAGUGAUCUGCAGCGGCGCUACAUCGAGGAGAUUGGGGACACUGUGGUCCAAAAGCCGAAACCGGCACACAUGCCUCCAGAAUUGAUAGUGACCACGCCCUCGAAGAGUGGAACACCUGGCGCUGGCGGCGUCAAGAAGAUGGAUGUCUACAAGCUGACGCCGCGCACCGCUCCAGAACUGGAUACAGGCAGAGGAGGAGGAGGCGGAGGUGGAGGCGGCCCCCCAAUGGGCAUGAUUCAGAGGCAAACCGGUGGAAUGGGGUCAGUGGGUGCAGCUGCCAGACGUACCUACUCCUGGCACAAUCUCGAUCAGCAGCAGGACAUACCCACGGGAAGUGCAGGCAAGGGUGGUGGCGGUGGGGGUAACUUCUACAUUGGCGAUCCCAAGCCAUCGAUGAAGGCGAUGCCCAAGCAGGUGGCCAGAAGGAGUGUUCCUCAUAACUUCAUACCCCAGCGACAUGGCGGAAAUGCGCCCACCGCGGAUGAUCUGCAGCUGAAGCUCUCCCUGAAGAAGAAGGUCUGGACGGGUGCCCAUGGCGGCGACGCAGACGGACGUCCCUUAUCCUGGUACAAGGGUCACUCAAUGGCCGGCACUCAGAUGUCCAACAACACCACAGCGUCGGCCAUACGCAGUGCAGGAGGAGGAGGAACAGUCGGUGGAAGCGGCCAGAGCCGAGCCAUGUUCCCAUCCAGCGGCGGGAGGGAACCGAUAGCAACAGCAGCCAAUAACGCUGCCCUGAACAUGGGCAUGCCCCCCGCCUUCGUGGGAGCUCCACGCAAGCCGAGGAAACUGGAGCAGGUUGAUUUGUUUAACGCCUGUUCCCAGAAGCUGAUUCUGUGGCAGCAGCAGCAGGAGGAGCCCAAGCGCUCCCACCCAGCACAACAGCAGCUGCCGCAGCGACUGAUGAAGGUGGAGGAUGCACCGCGGGACCGUGAUCGGGAACGGGAACGGGACCGAGAGCAGCAGCAGCGGGAGAUGAUGCGCGCCUUCAGGCCCAUGCAGAUGGCCAAAAAGACGGCAGCUGGCAUAGGACAGGGCAAGUCCAUGCAGCAGGGCCAGGUGUCCGAGGUCUCUGGCGGUGGCGGCGGCGGCAAGGUGAAGCGCAAGUCCAGCAGCAUGAUGAAGAUAGCGGAGACCACGCAGCUGGUGACUCGGUUCGCCCGCAAUCGUAGCAGUGCCGGGGGAUCAGCGGUGCAGCAACUGCAGCAGCAGCACCAACAGAUGCAGCAGCACCAUCACCACCACCACCAGCAGCACCAGAGGAUGAUGCUCAAAAGCCAGGGAGGAGCUGGAUCCAUGCCCGGGCGCAUGCACUCCGCCGGAGUCAUAGUCGGACGCGGACCGAACAAAUUCAAGACCGGCGGACUGGUGAUCACGGCGGUGCAGCAGCCGGCCAAGAUGCCAGGCGGCAGCAAUAGCUCCCGGCGCAUGCGCAACGCCGCCUCUGGAACUUUGCAGGCCAAGAGCAGCAGCUCCACGGGCGUGGUCAAUCAGCUGUCCGGAGGAGCGUUGCAGUUCCAGCGUAGCACCAACGGCGGCAGCGGCAUGCUGACCGCCAACAAGUCGCAGACGGGCAUCACCCUGGACACCGUCAAUCUGGUGCGCAAGGUGAAGACCAAGCUGAAGAAGCGCAAAUCCCGCACCCUGUCCACGGGGGCGGCGCCCAAGUAGAGUCACCAGAAAAUGCAUCCUACGGCCCACGAACCCCCCGAAUCGAUAACCCAUUUCCUUGGACUUUUCCGAAACAGUUCCCAAUGUUCGAAGGAAACCAAAAUUGCAGUCGAAGAGAAGAACCUUUCGCGUCGAGUUCAAGUUUGUUAAGCAAAACGCAAGAAACGAUAGGGAAAUAACUAGCAAAAUUAAUGAAAUAAUUCAUAUAUGUAUGUAUGUAUCCUGUAGUCUGUGUUUCCCCAAAUAAUCCCAAUUUCUGUACCUACACUUAAUCCCUAAAACAAUGUUGAAAAUCCAA